CUGUGCGUAAAACUCAGCUUACCAGCGGAUGCGCAGCGUCAGCGGAACCACAACGAUGACCCUGAUCUACAUCAAGUGAACACACGCAAACAUUAAAAAAGCAGCGGGGAGAACGGUGGGGGGAAAGUGGUUGCAUGGCACCGCAGUCGUGCGUAAUGAAUCCUGCGCAAGGAUCACCGGCCUUGGACACGUCGCGUCAGGAUAAAGCCGCUGAAGAAACUGGAGCCGAGGAGCUGGACAUGGCACCCAGAAGGAGCUGUAAAACCAAAGGUUUCGAGCUGCCUUUCAGUGUGGAAUCCCUCAUAUCGGACAGGACCUCUCCGUGCAGCAGCUCCCGCUCCUCUGACCUUAAGUCAGGCUGCGUCCGCACGGAGGAGACCGAGUGUGCGUCACCGAGAGGGAUCUGUGGGUCCAAACUGGAGGCAGUGGACCUUAGCGACAAGGAGAGGACCUGGCUCCAGGAUCCAUACCAUGCACACACAAGAAUCCCCAGCCCAACUACGUGCAACCUGCGGAAACACAAGAACAACAGAAAACCCAGGACCCCCUUCACCACAUCCCAGCUGCUCUCUCUGGAGAGGAAGUUCCGUCAGAAACAGUACCUGUCCAUCGCGGAGAGAGCAGAGUUCUCCAACUCCCUGAACCUCACAGAGACCCAGGUCAAAAUCUGGUUUCAGAACCGCCGAGCCAAAGCCAAGAGACUGCAGGAGGCCGAGCUGGAGAAGAUAAAGCUGGCCGCAAAGCCGCUGCUGCCGGCGUUCGCCUUCCCCUUCCCGCUGAGCGCAGCGCCUCUGUACGGAGCUCGGCCUGCUUUCCCCGUACCCGGACUACUCAGCAGGCCUUACGGGAUGUAUUACUUGUCUUAACUAAUAUCCAGGACGCUGCGUUGGAAAAGCGUCAAAUAUGUUUUUAGAAAGAAAAUAACAAAUGUCACAAAACAUAUCCCUCUGUUUUUUUCUCUUUCUUUUUUUUUAUUUUUACAGUUCUUGUAAGUUCAAUGACAUUUAUAUCGUUAUAAUUGGUGUGAGAAAUAUUUUUACAUAUAUAUAUAUAUAUAUAUAUUUUACAAGCGUGGUCUACCUUAUUUCUUUGGAGACAAAUUUGAUGGAGUAAUAGAUUUUAAAGAGGUCAGACCAGAUGACGUUUAUAAAGAGAUAAAUUAUUUUUAGGCCAGCAAACUUGUUUUCCUUAGUGGACUUUUGCGCACAUUUUACGCAAAAGAUGAAAAUUAAAUCGCACUCCGCUGUGUUGUAAGCGGUUUAACUUACUAAAGCUUAAUUCCAUUAGAUGCAAUUACUUAUUUUUUUAUUUUGAAAGGCCAACUUGUUCUGG
Xiphophorus maculatus (southern platyfish) is the source of this 1332-nucleotide messenger RNA. It is a transcript of the gene msx3, whose product is annotated as homeobox protein MSX-2-like. The record is from RefSeq and is a predicted model, not a curated record. Gene Ontology annotation, biological process: embryonic morphogenesis; regulation of transcription by RNA polymerase II. The coding region runs from base 135 to 866 and encodes 243 amino acids. Gene Ontology annotation, cellular component: nucleus. The transcript has 2 exons. Gene Ontology annotation, molecular function: DNA-binding transcription factor activity, RNA polymerase II-specific; RNA polymerase II transcription regulatory region sequence-specific DNA binding. Lineage: Eukaryota; Metazoa; Chordata; Actinopteri; Cyprinodontiformes; Poeciliidae.